Messenger RNA from Phaedon cochleariae (mustard beetle), 1695 nucleotides. The record is from the annotation of a GenBank genome assembly. Lineage: Eukaryota; Metazoa; Arthropoda; Insecta; Coleoptera; Chrysomelidae.
AUGAAAACAGAGAGACAAAUAGAAAUAGGCUGGGUUUGCAGCUCAUUUGGAGAACCUACCAAGCAAGUACGAACUAAGAGUGGAGGGGGAACUAGGAAAAUUACUGUACCGAAAGAUGCAAAAAAAUCUUAUAUACAAAGAAAAGCUGAGAAUUUAUUCUUUCCUAAUGGUGUUUCGACCAGAGGUCCUAAAGAAGAUUUCGAAUUUGACCUAUGGGAUUUCAAGAGCAAUACUUUCUCGGAUGAUGUUACAGUUGAAGAUUUAUUCAAAAUAACUGGUCUAUCAAGAGUGAGGUUUUACUUGGCAUCUAUAAUGAAAAACAAGGAACCAAAUCACUCUAAUUCUGGAAAAAAAUGUGAAACGGUUGUAAGACCAUCAUCUCCUUACUCUGCUGCUAGCUCUUCCAGAAACACACCGUCUCCAGAAUCAUAUGGCCCUGUUCUGGAUAUUACAAAUUCUGAUUCAAUAUCACCAAGUUUGUUAGAGAUUGAGAGGCCUGAGUAUGUUGAGUAUUAUGAAUCUGCUGCUGCUGAAGUAAAUGUAUCGAACGAUAACGAAUUGGUUGGCGAUAACGACUUGGUUGGCGAUAACGACUUGGUUGGCGAUAACGACCUGGUUAACGUUAGUGACUUAGCAUUCGAUGCUGGUGAAUUCAUACGUGAUUCGUAUCUACUUGAUUCGAACAUACUGGUGAAUACUGACAAAAAUGAAACUAUUCUGUUGAAAUUACACAGAGGGCAGUGCUUUGAUGAGCUUUUAUCAGCAUUCACAACACUCGACCAGAAAAGUUGUGGAAGUUUACAAAUCGAAAUGUAUUUACCGAAUGGUCAAAAACAGAUAGCCUAUGACAUGGGAGGCCUAUUUAGAGAUGCUCUCAGCGAGUUUUUUGACACAUUCUAUGAGAAAUGUACCAUUGGUACUUUCUUUAAAGUGCCUGUUAUUCGUCAUGAUUUCGAUAGCACGAAAUGGAAAGCAAUUGCGAAAAUCAUAUACAAAGGCUGGACAGAUGAACGCUACUUCCCCGUCAAAUUGGCUCCUUCUUUCAUGGAAUAUUGUUUCUUCAAUGAGUGCAAGUCAGAUUUAACAGGGCAAUUUCUGAAAUACAUCAACAAUAAUGAUUCAGAAGUUAUUUCUACGGCAUUGACAAAGUGGGAAGAAGUUGAUGAGGCUGAACUCUUACAAAUCUUGGAGACACUUGAAUGUAAAUGGCUAAUUGAAAAAGAAAAUAUUGGUCAAAUAAUAAAAGAUAUAUCCCAUAAAGAAAUCAUUCAGCGUCCCAUGUUCAUCAUAGAUACCUGGAGUGAUAUCUUGAAGGAUAUGUUGACUGUAGAUCAAUUAUCAUCCUUAUACAAAAAAAAUAUUCCAAAUGCGAAAAAUAUACUGCCUUUAUUAAGAUAUCCAGAAAAUAUAUCACAAGAGGAAAUAUCUGUUGUCAAGCAUCUUCAGCAAUAUAUUAAAGAAGCUGAUCUCAAUACCUUAGAAGCUUUUGUGAGAUUUUGUACCGGAGCCAACAUGUUAACUGCACAGGAUAUUAUAAUAGCAUUUAACAACACACAGGGCGUUUAUAGGACACCUGUAGGACAUACGUGUAGUCAUACACUAGAAUUAAGUAAAACGUACGAGAAUUUCAAUGAAUUCCGUCAUUCGUUAAAUUUAGUAUUGCACUCCAAUAUAUGGGUCAUGGACAUCAUUUGA